GGCGGAAGCGGCGGCGGGGCCGGGGCGGUCAGUGUCGCCGUUCGCCUCCCUCCUUCCGUCCCUUCGAUCCCCUCCGCCGCCAUGGCGGAACCCGGACGGCCGCAGCGGAAGCUGUCCCGGGUCGGGGAGAGUCUCUACCGGGUCCUCGGCCUGCAAAAAGGCAGCUCCCCCGAGGAGAUCAAACGGGCCUACCGGAAGCUGGCCCUCAAGUACCACCCGGACAAGAACCCCGACGACCCGGCUGCCGCCGAGCGGUUCAAGGAGAUCAACAGCGCCCACGCCACGCUGAGCGAUGAGGACAAGCGGCGGCUCUACGACCAGUACGGCUCGCUGGGGCUGUACGUGGCCGAGCAGUUCGGGGACGAUGCCGUUAAGCACUACUUCCUCAUGUCCAAGUGGUGGUUCCGGGCCUUGGCCCUGUGUUGUGGCGUUCUUACCUGCUGCUGCUGUUGCUGCUGCUGCUUCUUUUGCUGCGGGACAUGCUGCCCGCCGAAGGAGGACGAGUCCUACAAGUAUGUAGACCCCAAGGACCUGGAGGCGCAGAUGAAUGUAGAGGACAGUGGUCAGCAGAUACCCAUGGUGUCACAACCCCACCCUGCCAGCGGGGAGCCCUUGCCAGAUGUUAGCACCAGGACCAACGCCUGAGGCUGGCCUUGGUCCUGCCAGCUCCUCCAGGCCUCAGGGCUGGGAUCCUCCUUUAGGACUGUCACUUUCCGGGACCCCGGUCACACCACCGGGACUGGCUCGCCAGCGUCGCGGUGGUUAGAAUCUCAGGUUGUUUUAGCCAGCAUCAAUGCAGGGGCUCUUCUGGCCCUGCUCAAGCUCUGGGGCAAUGCCCCUGUCUCCCAGCACUGGUAGUGGAGGUGGCCUGGAGCCUGUUCUGCUGCACCCCAUCCCCAGUGCCUCCUCGCCUGCUGCUGUGCCGUUGCCUGGCAUCAGACACCAGCCUGGCAGCUGCAGGCACAGACCUCUCCAGGCCAGGCUCUGUCACUCGUGAGACCGUCAGCACUGUAAUCUCUGGCGCUGGGCUGAGCCCGCUGCCCAACCUCACAGGGACCCUCCUAAUGGGUGCUGGGUGCCAAAUGCUGCUGGUGGGGUUGGGGUGCCGCCUUCUGUGCCCCUGUCCUCUCUGCCCUGCCACAGCCCCGGGCACUGGCUGCACCCUCUGCUCGCUGCUGCUGCUGGCCGGCUCCCUGCAGGGCUGGGCCCAGCACAGGCACUUUCCUUGGGUUCAUGUAGGUUUUUUGGCACCAUUAAAAGGUGACGAGAGGAGAA
Pogoniulus pusillus (Red-fronted tinkerbird) is the source of this 1275-nucleotide messenger RNA. RefSeq names its product DnaJ heat shock protein family (Hsp40) member C5 gamma (gene DNAJC5G). The coding region runs from base 82 to 645 and encodes 187 amino acids. NCBI's taxonomy places the organism in Eukaryota, Metazoa, Chordata, Aves, Piciformes, Lybiidae. The record is from RefSeq and is a predicted model, not a curated record. The transcript is spliced from 4 exons.